Paracoccidioides brasiliensis Pb18 is the source of this 783-nucleotide messenger RNA. Its product is annotated as 40S ribosomal protein S2. Bases 1 to 783 code for a protein of 260 amino acids. The transcript has 3 exons. Gene Ontology annotation, molecular function: structural constituent of ribosome; RNA binding. Gene Ontology annotation, biological process: translation. The record is from RefSeq and is a predicted model, not a curated record. Gene Ontology annotation, cellular component: ribosome; cytosolic small ribosomal subunit.
AUGGCUGACACUCCCCGUGGUGGUGCCCGUGGAGGUUUCGGUUCGCGCGGUGACCGUGGUGGUGACCGUGGCCGAGGAAGAGGCCGUCGUGGCCGUCGUGGGCCCAAGAGUGAGGAGAAGGAAUGGCAGCCUGUCACAAAACUCGGCCGUCUCGUCAAGGCUGGCAAGAUCUCCAACAUGGAACAGAUCUAUCUACACUCCCUGCCCAUCAAAGAAUAUCAGAUCGUCGACUUUUUCCUGCCAAACCUAAAAGACGAGGUUAUGAAGAUCAAACCCGUCCAGAAGCAGACCCGCGCCGGCCAGCGCACCCGGUUUAAGGCAGUUGUCGUUAUCGGAGACUCGGAGGGCCACGUUGGCCUCGGGAUCAAGACCUCCAAGGAGGUUGCUACAGCCAUCCGCGCCGCCAUCAUCAUCGCUAAGCUCUCCGUCCUUCCCGUCCGCAGAGGCUACUGGGGUUCCAACCUCGGUGAGCCUCACUCGCUGCCAACCAAGGAGAGCGGCAAGUGUGGCUCCGUCACUGUUCGACUGAUCCCCGCUCCUCGAGGUACUGGCCUCGUUGCCUCCCCCGCUGUCAAGCGCCUUCUUCAACUCGCUGGUGUCCACGACAUCUACACCUCCUCCUCUGGCUCCACAAAGACCCUUGAAAACACUCUCAAAGCUACCUUCGUCGCCGUCGCAAACACAUACAGCUUUCUCACCCCCAACUUGUGGAAGGAGACUAAGCUCAUCCGGAGUCCACUGGAUGAGUUUGGCGAUGUGCUGAGAGAGGGCAAGAAGUAUUAA